Messenger RNA from Trichoplusia ni (cabbage looper), 2385 nucleotides. RefSeq lists its product as uncharacterized. The transcript is spliced from 3 exons. The record is from RefSeq and is a predicted model, not a curated record. The annotation marks the transcript as partial. NCBI's taxonomy places the organism in Eukaryota, Metazoa, Arthropoda, Insecta, Lepidoptera, Noctuidae. Gene Ontology annotation, molecular function: oxidoreductase activity, acting on the aldehyde or oxo group of donors, NAD or NADP as acceptor.
AUUAUUUUUAUAUUUUCGUUGGUUUUUGCGUUGCUUUUCUGUACCUACGAAUUGUAUACAGGAGUAACCCAGCACUGGCGUGACCACAGAAGCAUCCACCAGAACAUAAUCCCGGCGAGCACGGGCGCGUGCAAGGCCCUCUCCAAGAUCAUACCGCAAGUGAAGGAUAAGAUGUCUGGACUGGCGUUUAGAGUCCCCAUUGUUAAUGUGUCCGUGCUUGACUUGACUGUCAGACUUGACGCGAACACAACCAUACAAGAUAUCAUCAAAAACGUUGAAAAAGCAAGUAGGUCGUAUCUAAAGAAUAUUAUAAAAAUAUCCAACGACGAGGCGGUUUCUUCAGACUUCAUCGGAGACAGUCACUCUUGCAUCCUCGACGCUGACUCCAGCUUACAACUAAAGCCAAACUUUUACAAAAUUAUUUGUUGGUACGAAAACGAGUAUUCUUACGCCUGUAGAGUCUUAGACUCUAUAUUCUUCUCCGAAAAACAAUUCAACAUAAUAUUGCGAUCGCCAAGCAAAAUGACCUAUGUCCGAGCGAAGCCGGCAAAAACACAGGACGAGGUGCAACAAACAGAGCGCAACAUUAAAGAGAUGUCUAUAGAAUGUAACUAUAAUACCGAGAUCCCUAAGAUAGUCAGUAGCACUUCCCAAGAAACAGGUAUUAAAACAAAAGCUAUUAGUCGACCAGUCCUGCAAAGGAAGCCUCACACCGGGAAUACCCCGCCUUCGUCGGCCACGAGUCGCACCGACCCAAAAAAGAGAAACGAAUUAUUCAAAAUAUGGAAUGACAGUACCGAAGGCGGGAAAGUUGCACAACGACAAAACAGAAGCUCCUUCUUUCACAGUUGCAUGUCGUUUGGACCCAAAAACAACGAAAAGACGGAUUGCAUGAAAGCGCAAGAACGGCUCGAGAACGUUAAGAAAGAAUUCUCGAAAAUGGUAAAUAUUACCGAAGAUUUGUUGAAAAAGUCAUACAGUAAUAAGAUGCAACUCGAAGUUUCUGCUAAGAGUUCAAAAGAAGGAGAGAAAUUUGGAACCUCGUCAAAUGGGUCCCAGGUUGGAUCAGCUGAAGAGUCUAUUAGUCCCACGAAUGGAAAAUGCACCAUGAAACUAUCAUCAAAUAACCCAAUAUUCAAAGUGUGUGGAGAUUUCAAAAAUAAAGUAAUUAGCAGUCCAAAUACAGAAAGCAGUAAAGAAGAGGUGAGAAAUAAUUAUGAUAGAAACGAAAAUAUGUCUGAUUAUAACAUCUCAAGUGACCUAAAAGUUGAUAAACCACGGAAGCCAUGUUUGAAAGUUUCUCUCGAUGAUAGCACAAAAAACCGAAACAUUGGUUCUAGUCAAACUAUUAAAACCUUAACUUGGUUUACAGAUACAAAAAAUAAAAUAAAAUCGAGUAGCUUCGUAAAGACGCAGUCAACAAAAUCUACUAAAAUAACCGACGAUUUAUCGAGCAACAUUCAAGUGCAGUGUGCUUUUAACGAUCAGAAAGUAACUGAAACACCGAAGCCAGACCUCGUGAAAAGCUCUCAUUCGACGGAUAGAGAAGUAGUUAUCAAUAUUAUAGACACCACAGCAAGCGAAAGCGAGCCCGAGAAACACAGCUGUGACACACAAACAGUACCGAAAGUUAUCAAAGAACCAGACCCACCAGAAAAGGUCAAUCUACGAGAGUUCACGAAGUAUUUACACAACAAGGACUACAACAUGCACGUUAUUGACGAAGAACUAAAAAAACGGAACAUCGUAUUAGUAAACGAUCAAAAAGAAAACUCUGAUAUUAAUGUAAAAAGCAGUGAUAACAGUGAUCAAUACAGUAUAGAUCUAGAAGAACGUCGCAAAACUUUAAGCAAACAGAUCUUAGAGAGCCUGAGUAGACUGGCUCAUGAGCCGCUGAGGAUACGCGAUGACGUCACGUCGGGCUGCGGGAGCCCUGAGAACACUGUCACUACUAUCAGCAAUGGGGACGGAAAGAGAAGAAAACCCGACCUUUACGACAAACUGGACAGUGCCAGCGGAACUGAUUCAAACAAUUCAUUCGAAAUCAAUGAGAGGAAAUCCCAAGUCAUACAUAUCACAGAUUUGUCGAAUUCUUUAGAGGAUUUGGCACGUCUGGACAAAAUUUGCAGAAUCAUCGAGAUCUCAGACGAACUGUCAGACAAAUUAUUUUCGGCUCUCGACAAGUCCGAACUAAAAAGUGUACAAGAAAGAAAAUGGUCGUUUAAAGAUCUAUGUGAAAGAAUUCAAUUGGACGAUUUUUGUAAUAAGGUGUUUGGUAAAACUUAAUGUUCGAAAAUGUAUUAGUUUAUGUGACUUGUGUAAAUUUAAACAAAGUACGUAAUUUAUCAAAUAAAUCUAUCUUUAUUAAAGGCACUUGAACAAUAA